This is a messenger RNA of Polyodon spathula (Mississippi paddlefish), 2461 nucleotides long. Its product is annotated as V-type proton ATPase subunit C 1-B-like. Gene Ontology annotation, molecular function: proton-transporting ATPase activity, rotational mechanism. Lineage: Eukaryota; Metazoa; Chordata; Actinopteri; Acipenseriformes; Polyodontidae. Gene Ontology annotation, biological process: proton transmembrane transport. The record is from RefSeq and is a predicted model, not a curated record. The coding region runs from base 202 to 1350 and encodes 382 amino acids. The transcript is spliced from 13 exons. Gene Ontology annotation, cellular component: vacuolar proton-transporting V-type ATPase, V1 domain; lysosomal membrane.
GAUGCACUGAAUAUGGUCGGUAGCUUUUACUUACAGUAGAGUUAUAAAACAAAAUUUUUAACCGGGGUGGGUGGGUUAUAUAUAAUUGUUUUAAACAGAGCAGCCAACUGUCCUGCAUUGUAAUGAGCAAUGUUAAACGAAAAAUAAAAACUGAGAGGCGAGGAAACCUACCAAAAAAGAUUAGUGUCCAGAAAGAAAGAAAUGGCAGAAUUCUGGCUAAUUUCUGCACCUGUUGACAAAUCAAAUCAGCAGCUGUGGGAGAGAAUGAACACUGUCACCACUAAAGCCAACCUCUCCAGUAAUUUCAAAUUCACAAUUCCUGAUCUUAAGGUGGGCACGCUAGAUGCGCUAGUAAGCCUCUCAGAUGAGCUGGGGAAACUGGAUACCUUUGCUGAGAGUGUUCUAAAGAAAAUUGCACACUCCGUGUCUGAUAUGAUGGAGGAUUCCGAAGACAAAGUUCAGGAAAACCUGCUAGCCAAUGGAGUUGACCUGGUCACCUACUUGACCCGGUUCCAGUGGGACAUGGCAAAAUACCCAACACAGCAAUCACUGCAGACCCUUUCAGAAGUAAUGUCAAAGCAAAUCACCCAGAUUGACACAGACUUGAAAGCCCGUUCUGUGGCAUACAGCAACAUCAAGGCCAGCCUGCAGGGCCUGGAAAGAAAAGCGAUGGGGAACCUUUUAACUCGAACACUAACAGACAUUGUGAAUAAGAAUGACUUUGUGCUGGAUUCAGAAUAUCUUACCACCCUUCUAGUUGUUGUUCCAAAGGCAAAUUACGUCACUUGGCAAAAAACGUACGAAUCUCUGUCAGAUUUAGUGGUACCUCGGUCAACAAAAAAAAUAAUGGAGGAUUCAGAAGGAGGGCUUUUCACUGUGACUUUGUUCAAGAAAGCAGUUGAUGAAUUCAAAGCGAAAGCAAGAGACAAGAAGUUCGCGGUGCGUGAAUUUAACUUCAAUGAGAAGGAGCUCCAGUCUGAGAAAGAGGAAAUGACACGACUGGCUGCAGACAAGAAGCAGCAGUAUGGUCCUCUUCUGCGAUGGCUGAAGGUGAACUUCAGUGAAGCAUUCAUUGCUUGGAUCCAUGUAAAGGCCUUGAGAGUUUUUGUGGAAUCAGUACUGAGAUAUGGUCUCCCAGUAAACUUUCAAACGGUGCUGCUGCAGCCUAACAAGAAGAGCGUGAAACGCCUGCGGGACGUCCUGAACGCACUCUACAAACAUUUAGAUGGUGUUGCAGCAGCAAGUGUGGUGGACGCUGUUGUGGAUAUCCCAGGAUUGAGUGUUGGGAACCAGGAUUACUACUCCUAUGUCUACUUCAAGAUAGAUCUGAAUCUGAUAGACCAAAAAUAGACAACGAUGCCAAGGUGUAAGGUCACGAGUUGACUUUUGAGAAGAGAUUCAGGAUCUCGCUGCUUAAUAAACCAAAGAGUAUAGCAUAUCACCCUAUUUAACCUGUUUGUCAAAGCUUUUAACAAAUGCUGUAACUAAUCAUGAUUGCAAAUGUGUCAGCAUGCUUAGCAUACGUGUUUAAUAGGCAUGCAGCAGAUAAUUAAGCCUCAUGUUUAACUGCAAUGAACACAUAAUAUAUUUGGACAAAGCCAAGACAGGCCCGUCUUCCAUUCACGUGUAUUGAUAAAUCUGUUUUGUGGUUGUUGACUAUAAGCCGCCACUAUGUUUUUUUAUUAUUAUAACAAUGCAACUGGUUUUAAAAUAUAGCUCCAUAAUCUCGCUCUAUAUUUCCACUGUGCAAAAAUAUUCACAGAGAUGUAUGCCCCCCUCCUUUAGGACAGUAUAUUAAAUGUCUUCAUUAGUAUCAGAAUAUAAAAUUGAGUUAUGUAUUGUGGACCUUUUGUCAUCCGUUCUGAAAUGUAUUGCAUCUCUAAGCUAAGAUUCGCAGGGGUUUGAAGUUCCAGGGCUAUGCCUCAUGUACUGCAAGUCUUUUGACACUCAGUCUGCAGAGACUUCAAAUCAGAAAGUGCAGGUUUAAAGAAUUAAAUAAUCCACAGUAAUGAAACUGGCCAAAAAUAUACUGGAUCAGGUUCUUACCCCCCCCCCCCCCCCCCGUGGUUUAAGUUUUUAUUUGAUAUAUUGUAAAGAUAUUAACAUGUACAGCAUUAUAAAAUGAACUGUAGAUUUAAAAAUGUAUAAUUUAAAUAAUCAGUCAAUAAUCAAUCAUUUAGAGGUGUACCAUCCUCAAAUCAGCCUAGUGAUCCAGUCCAAAAAAUAAACACCUUAAAAUAAUAUAUAUAAUAUAAAAAAAAAUAUUUUAAUGUGUCCCCCCCCCCAGUGUCAUUACUUGUUAAGCCACAAGUAGUGAUGUGCAAUAAAUGAGUUCUUUAGUAGCCGCAAAACAGAACAUUCCAGCCUAGAUUUGUAUAGGGAGCUGUGCUCCCUAGACUGGCAGAGUGUUAGUCAGCCUUGCCAAGACUGUUUACAGAACCAAGCCUUUAAAAAAAAAAAA